AUGGCCCGGGUGGGACCUGAAAGCUCACCUGGUUCCCAUGGGUACAGCAGCUUCCAGCUUGUUUAUCAAUGGGUUAAUCAAUAUCUUGUUUAUCAAUGGUUUAUCAAUAGCUUGUUCAUCAAUGAGUUUAUCAAUAGCUUGUUUAUCAAUGGGUUUAUCUAUAACUUCUUUAUCAAUGGGUUUAUCCAUAGGGGGUUUAUCACUGGGUUUAUCAAUAGAUUUAUUGAUGGGUUUAUCAAUGGAUUUAUUAAUGGGCCUAUCCAUGGGUUUAUUGAUGGGUUUAUCAAUAGAUUUAUUGAUGGGCCUAUCAAUGGGUUUACCAAUGGGUUUAUCCAUGGGUCAAUCAAUGGGUUUAUCAAUGGAUUUAUUGAUAGGCCUAUCAAUGGAUUUAUUGAUGGGUUUAUCAAUGGGUUUAUUGUUGGGCCUAUCAAUGGAUUUAUUGAUGGGUUUAACAAUGGGUCAAUCAAUGGGUCAAUCGAUGGGUUUAUCAAUAGGUCUUUCAAUGGGUUUAUCAAUGGGUUUAUCAAUGGGUCUAUCAAUGGGUCUAUCAAUGGGUCAAUCGAUGGGUUUAUCAAUGGGUCAAUCAAUGGGUUUAUCAAUGGGUCUAUCAAUGGGUUUAUCAAUGGGUCUAUCAAUGGGUCAAUCGAUGGGUUUAUCAAUGGGUCAAUCGAUGGGUUUAUCAAUCCGUUUAUCAAUGGGUUUAUCAAUGGGUCAAUCAAUGGGUCAAUCGACGGGUUUAUCAAUAGGUCAAUCAAUGGGUCAAUCAAUGGGUCUAUCAAUGGGUCAAUCAAUGGGUCAAUCGAUGGGUUUAUCAAUGGGUCAAUCAAUGGGUCUAUCAAUGGGUUUAUCAAUGGGUCUAUCAAUAGGUCAAUCAAUGGGUCUAUCAAUAGGUCUAUCAAUGGGUCAAUCAAUGGGUCAAUCGAUGGGUUUAUCAAUGGGUUCAUCAAUCACUGGUCUCUGCAUUGAUCACCGAAGCACACAAGAACAUUUCAGGCUCCUCCAUAUUUUGGGGAUUUCUCCUCUUUCCGUCGUUUGUUUGACGAGGAAAGGGCUCGGAUUCGACUCCCUUUGAUCCCAACCUUUCCCUUUCCUCCAGCCCGGGGCGUGUGACCCCCCCCGACCCCCCCGACCCCCCAGCCCUUUGUGCUGCACCCAACUCGGGGACCUUUUGUGCUGAAAACACCAAAAAAAGAGAAUUAAAGGCUGUUUGGAAAAUGUGAA
Corapipo altera (White-ruffed manakin) is the source of this 1221-nucleotide messenger RNA. RefSeq names its product hyphally regulated cell wall protein 3-like. The record is from RefSeq and is a predicted model, not a curated record. The transcript is spliced from 5 exons. The coding region runs from base 1 to 966 and encodes 321 amino acids. NCBI's taxonomy places the organism in Eukaryota, Metazoa, Chordata, Aves, Passeriformes, Pipridae.